CGUUGCUGAAAAGAGGACAUAGCUUGGGGGUCCAGAUAGAUCAAUAAUGAAAAAAUGCAGUGUUGGUAUCACAAUCUCCUGAUCGGAGUCACUGAAUUUCCCAGAUUUUUUAAACACCAAGUUUUUGGCCCCUUCAAACGCGGUAACCUUUCGUAAUGGCGAACAGUAAUCACCACAGUCGGCUGGUUGGGCGUCUUGGUCUGUUGCUAGUACUCUUCUGGCUGGUACUGACCUUCUUGGCACCACAAGUAAAGGCUUGGGAACAGGGCGACUAUGAAAUUUUUGAUCUUGUUGAUGAACUGGAAAAAAUCGAAGGCAAAGAAGUCGAUUUCUACAGUUGGCUGAAUAUCGAGCCAGCUGCCACCGACAAGCAAAUCAACAGAGCGUACAAAAAAUUGUCUCUUCAAUUGCAUCCAGACAAGAACAAGGGAGACUCUAAGCAAAGAGAUCGGUUUGCUCGCUUGGGUAAAGUUGUGUCUAUCCUUCGUGAUGGUCACAAGCGUGAGAGAUACAACUUCUUUUACAAAAAUGGAGUACCUAAAUGGAGAGGAACAGGCUAUUAUUAUGCAAGAUGGCGACCCGGCUUUUUCACCGUUGUGAUCUUCCUUGCUGUCCUUGCUGCAGGAUUACAGCAUCUCGCGUCUUGGAUCAACUAUCACCAGGAGAAAAGACGUAUUCGACAAUUUGUUAAAGACGCACGAUCUGAAAUGGCUACAAGAGCUACCAAGAACGUUGGCGCAGCCACACUAGGACGCAGCUACCUCGAAAUUGGCAAACGCGUUUUGCGCUGUGAAGUCAAAUCUGAUGAGUAUAUUGUUUUCUAUCCCGAAGGAGAGGAACGCAUUGAUUUGAAUGUUGAAUGGGUGGAAAAACCCAGCGUCAAGAACGUUUUCCUCAUUGCUUGGCCACGAAGACUCGUAAACCGCGCACUGGGUAAAGUAGAUGAAGUCGUGGAAUACGAAGUUGUUGAAGAAGAAGACGCAGAACCUGAGGGCGUCGAUGCUGAAAAGAUUCUGCCAUCACUUGAAGUGAGCAAGAAAAAACCCAAGGCUAAAAAGACUGAACCCAUGGCUGUACUCGGUACAAAAGUUGGUGGACGUAGACGAGCAAUUAAAAAACAACAAUAGAUUGAUUGAUUGAUUGAAAGGCUGAAAAUAGCAGUAUUUAUAGAAAACACUACAUGUGAAUGGAUUUUCGUAUUUUAUUGAACCAAGUCUCUAUUUUUUUUUCUGUUUGAUAGUGUGUCAAUCAUGUUGCUGACAAUAGUGUAUGUAUAUUCUCUCAAACGGAGGGUUUAAACAGCCGA
Molecule: messenger RNA, 1306 nt
Organism: Umbelopsis ramanniana AG
Lineage: Eukaryota; Fungi; Mucoromycota; Umbelopsidomycetes; Umbelopsidales; Umbelopsidaceae
Exons: 4
Coding region: 156-1127 (323 amino acids)
Cellular component (GO): endomembrane system
Source: RefSeq, a predicted model, not a curated record